AUGCCUGUCUCCAAACGUGCCCGAAUCGUCCAUGAGUCCAAGACAAGCAAAAAGAACCACAAGGAACAAACCCGACGCUUAUUCGCCAAUAUUCGGGAAUCCGUCGAGAAAUAUGACCAUCUGUUUGUCUUUUCCGUCGAUAACAUGCGCAACACCUAUUUAAAGGAUGUGCGCACAAAAUUCUCCGAUGGCCGACUAUUCUUUGGCAAAACCAAGGUCAUGGCCGUUGCUCUAGGGAAUACUCCCGAGACAGCAUUCGCCGAAAAUCUCAACAAACUGACACCGUUCCUAACCGGCGCCGUUGGAUUGCUGUUCACUUCUCGCUCUCCCGAAGACGUCCUUUCCUAUCUUGAAUCAUUCCGGCCAUCGGAUUUUGCACGCGCUGGCACCGUCAGUACUCGUUCUUUCUCUAUCCCCAAUGGUGUGGUGUAUUCCCGUGCAGGCGAAAUCCCAACAUCAGAGGAUGAGCCUAUCAGCCACACGGUUGAACCGGCACUACGCAAACUUGGGGUUCCCACAAGACUUGUGAAGGGGAAAGUUGUGUUGGAAUUGGUUGGCGGUGAAACAGAGUACGUUGUGUGCAAAGAAGGGGAGACGUUAGACUCGAGACAAACCACAUUGCUCAAGAUGUUUGGAGUUGCUACCUCCGAAUUCCACAUCGAUAUCAAGGCUCAAUGGGACCGAAAAACAAGCGAAGUCAAGAUUCUAGAAAAGUCUGAAGGGGCAAUGGAUGUUGAAUAA
Messenger RNA from Talaromyces atroroseus, 741 nucleotides. RefSeq names its product Ribosome assembly factor mrt4. The record is from RefSeq and is a predicted model, not a curated record. Gene Ontology annotation, cellular component: nucleolus; preribosome, large subunit precursor. Gene Ontology annotation, biological process: ribosomal large subunit biogenesis; ribosomal large subunit assembly; rRNA processing. Gene Ontology annotation, molecular function: RNA binding. The transcript has 2 exons. Lineage: Eukaryota; Fungi; Ascomycota; Eurotiomycetes; Eurotiales; Trichocomaceae. The coding region runs from base 1 to 741 and encodes 246 amino acids.